Messenger RNA from Dermacentor albipictus, 1783 nucleotides. RefSeq names its product protein FAM133-like. NCBI's taxonomy places the organism in Eukaryota, Metazoa, Arthropoda, Arachnida, Ixodida, Ixodidae. The record is from RefSeq and is a predicted model, not a curated record.
AGCGCUGCAGCGCAUCAUUUCCUCGCUACCAGCGAGGGGAUCGCAACUAGGUAAUUAUUGACUCUGUUUCUUUCUGACGCUCGUUGUCUGCCCGUGCUCUGGUCGAACAUCGGGCGACCGGGAGCGCGGAACUGUGCCUCCUGCUGUCGCUUGACCGAUCUUACUUCCUCGCGUCGGCACCAUGGGGAAACGAGACACGCGGUACGCGUUCAUGAACCCAAUCGCGAUGGCGCGCCUCCGCGGGCCGUCCGGCGCCAGCGGCCCGACCAUCAAGGACUACCUGAGCCGCAACCGGCCCACCUGGGAAGAGGUGAAGCAGAUCAUCGAGAAGAAGAAGCAGGGGUCCAGCACGCUGGCCGCCUGGGAGGACCAUCUGAACAGCAAGUUCGAGGAGGAACUGCGCAAGAACCGCGAGCGCAUCAUGGCGGAGCGUGCUGCCGCCUCGACGUCGGGUACGGCGACUGCCGAUGCCUCGUCGUCCAAGAGCAAGAAGCGACGUCGCAGGUCGUCCUCGUCGUCCUCUUCCUCCUCGUCGUCGUCGACGUCGAGCAGCAGCUCGUCCCUGACCUCUUGGUCGAGCGCGUCGGAAGGCGGUCGCCACGACUCCGAGCAUCGCAAGCGAAAGAAGCGGCGGCACAAGCACAGGAGCAAGAAUCGCUCCAAGUCCUCCAACAAGGAACCGACGACGUCGGAGGCGCGGAGCACCGACCGGGACCACUCGAAGAAGAAGAAAAAAAAGACCAAAAAGAAGCACAAACGGCACAAGAAGGAGAAAGCCGAGUGAUUAAAAAAAGUUGUGGUGCAAUGAUUUUCCGGUGACGGACUCAAAAUGACACGUGAGGGCGACUUGUGACCGUCAAACCUCCCGAGUGUUUUCGUUCCUUGUGCUGGAAAAUGUCUCGGGGGAAAAAACGGACGCGGCAACAGCCUUUGUGGUAUCGUGUUGCCUGACACAUUGGGUGCGCCAUAAAACGCGUGACUUAUGUUGCCACGACAGCGAGGACGAUGUGAUCGCACAGUCGUCUUGAUUGCGCCGUGCGUCAGGCGUGCACUGAUGACAUCUAUCACACCCGCACAGCUGCACCUAUGCCACGGUGAAUUCUAAAGAGACGUCAACCGUCUCGAGGUGCUCAUUAGACGGGGUUUUCAAAAGCUCGAGCGGCCCCCGCAGUUCGUGAACGCUUUCGCGCCUGAAUGAAUAACGUCAAACGGUGCCGAAAUUACCGAUAAGCUCGGGGAGUCCGCCGACCCUGCAAAAUUGCGCACUGUGGCGGUGUACCGCUACAGAGAACCCGUUGAGGCGUCAAAGAUUAUUUUGUUAGCCGGUGCGCCAGGAGUUGUUGCAACCUGGCUUUUAAAACACAAUCAACCACGCUGAGUUUUACCUGUCCAUCUGGUUCACAAGUAAAGCAAAAGUUGGCCUGGAAACCAUGGCUUUGCCCCCAGAAACAUUGCUUUCUAUGUCUUUUCGUUGACUGUCUAGGCCGAAGACGACGUCAGGUUGCUGUGGGUGCCUUUCUCCUUCAUUUUUCUUUUCCAUGAGUAUUGUCUUCUUGAAUGUACAGGCCUUGUCUUAAGUACAGUGGCACCCUCUCUUAACAAGGCCCUGCAGUAUGCCUAAGAAUGCUUGCUGGGCAGCAUCACUAGCAUCAUAAUGUGAUUUCAAACAACAUAUGUGAUGUUGAUCUGAGGCACUAUGAACAUUGAAUGAAAGUGUAAUGUACGACUUGCGUUCACACAAUAUUGCGAGUACUGCAUAAAAAUGUAUGUUUCGUUCUACAGA